Auanema sp. JU1783 is the source of this 2202-nucleotide messenger RNA. Lineage: Eukaryota; Metazoa; Nematoda; Chromadorea; Rhabditida; Rhabditidae. The record is from the annotation of a GenBank genome assembly.
AUGCUUCCAAUUCUCUUUUUACUAUUUUUUACUGUGAAACAGUCGCUUGGAGCGAACAUUCUCGUCUAUAACCCUAUGUAUGGCCAAAGUCACAUAAACUUGCUUGGUAAUAUCGCCGAUAUUUUAACGAAAGCUGGUCAUAAUGUAACUGUCUUCUCUGCCGAAAUAACACCUGAUCUCAAGCCAUUUGGAACAACUGAAGACAAAGUACACAAAGUUGCUCUAGGGAUGGAUAAUGAGAAAAUUAAUAAUAAGGAAGUUUUAACAACCAUUUCAAAAAUCUGGGAUAACAAAGACUUAAUUGCUUUCCAGCCAACGGAUUUAGAAGCAUUCUACAAUUGUGUUUUGGAAAGCCAUAAAGCUCUUCUCAAAAAUGAAAAACUCAUUCAAUCCUUGCAAAACUCGAACUUUGAUGUCGCGAUACAUGAGUUUUACGACAUUGGUGCAUCAGCAAUUAUGGAGCUAUUCCACGUGAAAAAAGUGGUAUUGGUAUCUGCUAUAGGAGACAUUCUUCCUUACACUUUCGAAGUUACAGGGAUUCCUCAUUUCAAGUCUUUUGUUCCAGCAUGGUUAACAGUAUUUGGAGAUCAAUUGAAUAUGUGGGAAAGAUUCCAAACUUUGCAGACGGUUUACUCCGUUGAACGCAUUGUUCGUGCUAAUGAACGAAAAGUAGCUGAACUCUUCCGUGAGUACCAUGAAGAUUUUCCAGACCCCAAAGAAUUGCUUCUAAGGAAAUCGGGAGUUAUAUUGGCCAACAUCAAUGAGUUCACGCAAACUCCUCGGCCAUUGUCCAGUAUGAUUCAAUUCAUAGGUGGUAGUAACUUAUAUUCACCCAAGCCAUUAGAUGAGAAUCUCGAUCAAUUGCUUAACAAAAGAAAAUACAAUGUGUUUUUUUCCCUCGGAAGUUAUGUUCGACUUAGCGAAGCUCCGCUCAGAAUCAAGCAGCUUUUUGCCGAAGCCUUCAGCAGCAUGAAAGAUGUGACAUUCCUCGUUAAGAAUGAAAACGAUGACUUUGAUUUUAAUGUGUAUGGCAAUAUAAUGACGAAAGCAUGGUUUCCUCAGAAAGAUUUGUUAGGAGAUGAUAGAAUACACUUGUUCAUUACCCAUGGCGGACAGUACAGAGGGAAACCUAUGAUUUCCAUACCUAUUUAUGCAGAUCAGAUACUCAACGCAAAGAGUGCAGUCAGAGCUGGUUCAACAACGAUACUAGACAAGCGUUCACUCACUCAAGAAAGAUUAGUGCGAACAAUACGAUCUAUGUUGGAUCCGAAAAGUUGCCAAGCUAAGAAAGCAAAAUUCAUUCAAAAAAGUCUCGAAGGUCGUGAAGAAGAAUAUCGUAAAAAAAUCGUGAAAUGGGUUGAGCUCCAAGCAGAAGCAGAGGAGCCAUUCGAUCACCUUAUCAUGCAUUCCAGAAAUCUCUCAGUCUUAGAGUUAUACAAUCUUGACAUAUUAGGCAUCAUAAUUAUGUUGAAAAUAAAAACACUGAUUGAUACACCUGAUUAUGAUAGCGAUGAUUCAAUAGCUGAUGGAACUUCGAAAUCUAUCAGCAGUGUUCCUAGUAACUUCCGAGCUUCAAGCAGCUCUCAAGUUGUGGACGUCGAUGAUUUUCUUGUGCUAGAUACCGGUGAAGAAGAUCUCGAUAGUAAGAAGGAAGAAGUAACUCAGCAAAUUGCUAAAAACGAAAAACCAGUCGAUAAAAAGUUGCAAUUGCUACUCUCAAAAGCAGUUUGUAAGCCAGAUAUCGAAAUGACCGAAAGAAAUGAGAAGAGGAUAGGAUUGAGAGCAAUGAAAAAACAGAGGAAGCUAGAAAUGGAGAAAACUGCGGGAAAGAAAUGGUUUGAUAUGCCCGCUACAGAAGUAACGGACGAAGUCCGUAUGGAUUUAGAACUACUCCGAAUGAGAAGCGCUAUAGACCCUCUUGCUUUUUAUAGAAAAGAGAAGGAUGAGAAACUUCCAAAGUAUUUUCAAUUUGGACGCAUAGUGGAUGCUCCGGAAGAUUAUUAUAGCGGAAGGUUGACGAAAGCUCAAAGAAAACGAAAUAUGCUCGAUGAGUUGUUGCAUAAUAAUGAAUUCUUGGAAAAGAAAACUGAAGUAUACAAUACGCUCCAAUCUAAUGAGCGUAACAAAGUUAAAGGAGUCACUAUGGCUAAAAAGUUCAAGAGGAAAAUUAACUUUGAAAAGAAUAAGAAGGCGAAGAAGUAG